GCACAGCUUUGAGGCCUGCAGAGAAAAGUCUCGAGGUUCAGUCCCCCUUACCAGCAUCUGAGUAUAACCAUUAUCCUACCAUUGCCUCUGCUAAUGCAAUUUCCACACCGAACAUGUAUGUAGAAGAAAGGUCAGUGGCUUAUCCAUUGGUGCAAACAAAGAGCAGAGCUGCCUCAUGAAGCUUCUUACGAUUUCUAUAAUCAACCAGUUGAAUAUGGCCCUGGUUAUCAUAGCCAGCAUACUCAGAUGGAAAUUAACAUUCCUCGGAUUAAGGCGGGAGCAGAUGGGAUCCAUUUACCAUCAUUAGGUAGAAAUGAAAAUGAUGUUAUUGGAGGAGAUGCAAAUCAUUUUGUGAAAGACAUGUUUCAUAAUGAACAAAGUCUCUUCUGUUGAUAAUCCCUUUGGCUCACCAACCAGGAGCCUGUCGUUGUUUGGAAGAUUUAGUGGUAGCCCAUUUGAUCUUGGAUUUAAUGGCACAAUUGAUGACCUUAUGCUUGAUGAGAGCAUAAUAGAGUACUUUGGAGCACAGAUUGAAAGUGUUUAGUCUACACAGGUUAGGUUGUAAUAAACCAUCCUCUUCAACCUGUUGUUGAAGUCGGUAAUUUGAUCAUGUAAAUCUGACUUGAUCUUACGUUUUUUUCAGGAACUGCAAAAUUAUGCAUCCACUGCUGACUUGGCUGGAUGAAUUUUUCCCUAAUAGAUUUCUUGCUAGUACAGGUGUCAUCCAUUUAACUUUUUAAGAAUGUAAGUUGAGUCAAUUUUUAAUUAUUUAGCCACAAUAUUUAGGAUGCAAAGAAGAUAGGCCAAAACAUGAUUUCUAUGUUAUAGUUGCACUGCCUCCUCCCCCUUAACAGAAAUGGAAACUGAGGAGUUGUGUAAAUGAGUCAAGUUCAUUAACUGUUA
Messenger RNA from Rubroshorea leprosula, 903 nucleotides. NCBI's taxonomy places the organism in Eukaryota, Viridiplantae, Streptophyta, Magnoliopsida, Malvales, Dipterocarpaceae. The record is from the annotation of a GenBank genome assembly.